This is a messenger RNA of Cotesia glomerata, 1839 nucleotides long. RefSeq names its product chitinase-3-like protein 2. Gene Ontology annotation, molecular function: chitinase activity; chitin binding. Gene Ontology annotation, cellular component: extracellular region. Gene Ontology annotation, biological process: chitin catabolic process; carbohydrate metabolic process. The record is from RefSeq and is a predicted model, not a curated record. The transcript has 4 exons. NCBI's taxonomy places the organism in Eukaryota, Metazoa, Arthropoda, Insecta, Hymenoptera, Braconidae. Bases 99 to 1538 code for a protein of 479 amino acids.
UAUUAAUAAAAAUAUAAAUAUUAAAAUUAUAAAUAAUAUAUGAUUAAGUAUUAGAGUUUAUAAUUUUUUAUAAUUAGUUUUUAUAAUAAAUUCAAUCAAUGGUCAACCGAAUUCCAGUGCCACAGGCAAAAUACGAAUUACUUACUUCUGUACGACAAACAAAUUGGAAGUCGCCGGUAGUGUGUCUAACCUUCGUAUUCAUAGUAGUCGGAAGUCUUUUCGCAUUAAGAGUCUGUUCAGAUUUGCUGCCGUCGCGUAAUUUAGAGUCGGGGCCUUUAAGAGAGGUGAUAAUAACCACGGAAGAUGCCACGAUUGCUUCGUGGACACGCCGGGCUAGGAUGUACGCCGAAUCGUCGAAGGAAAACCAAAACGCCGAUCGCAACACCACACUUGUCACGGCACCAUCCUCUAGAAGCUCUUCAAGUGGCAAGAUACUCGUCUGCUACUACACCCUACCGAGAACAAUGAACACGACGGAGGAGCUCAGUCCAGCUCACAUUGACCCUAAUAUUUGCUCGCAUAUUAUCGUGGGUUUUGCGUCUGUGGUGAACUCUACACUCAGUUUGGGCAGUAAUACACAGAUCUAUAACGAGAUAUCUUCGCUAAAAAAGCUCCAGCCCAAACUGAAGGUGAUGAUUUCCGCUGGCGGGAUCAACGAGCUAACCUUAGGAUUCCCCGAGAUGGUAAAAACCCACGCUAACCGCAAGAAAUUCAUCCGAUCUGUGCUAAAGAUCACCAGAGCCUUUGAUUUCGACGGCCUGGACGUAGACUGGGAGUUCCCCGCCUGGCUAGGAAACAACGAGCGCCAGAAGAUCUGGUUCGUCCAGCUGCUCCAAGAGCUAAGAAAAGAGUUCGACCGGUCAGGUAGAGCACUGAUCUUAUCGGCAGCCGUUGCAGCUCCUCCCGCUAUUAUCGACGACAGCUACUUCGUUCCCAACAUCGCCGAGUACGUCGACUUCAUCAACCUGAUGGCUUAUGACUUUAAUUACUACGUUUGGUACCUCCCUGUAACUGGACUGAACGCUCCUCUUUACCCGAGGGCUUCGGAGAUUGGCUACAUAGCCACUUUGAACGUUAAUUACUCUGCUAAUUAUUGGGUUUCUAAAGGAAUGCCCAGGGAGAAGAUUGUUGUUGGUGUUCCUACUUACGGACACUCUUACCAGCUGGACAAUGUUGAUAAUCAUGGCAUCAUGGCGCCUGCUAAAGGCUUUGGGAGACUUGGGCUAGAUGGCUUCGUGUUCUAUCCAAUGGUUUGCUGGCUGCUUGGGGUCGGAGGACAACGAGUCUUUGAUCAAGAGAGCCGUGUUCCUUAUGUUUUUAAGUAUGAUGAGUGGAUUUCUUAUGAAGAUGUCGAUAGUGUCACUGCAAAGGCCGAGUGGAUCAAAGCCAAUGACUUCAAAGGUGCCAUGAUUUUUUCACUGAACACUGAUGACUGGAGUGGAUCCUGUUCCAGCAAGGAUGGUAAUGAAACCUUUCCGCUUACCAGGAUUCUUUCCAAGACUCUGCUCAGGGAGAAGCUGACCCCUCCGGGACUGUAAUGCCAAAGUAUAAGUAGAGUUAUUAAUUAUGCAUUUGAAAGGUUGUAAUUUAUUGGUUAAUCUUGCUCAAUUUAGAAGUUUACUUACUUGAUGAUAGGGUGCAGAAUUAAAGAUUUACAUUUUAAUAUAUGAUUAUUAAAUACUUACGCACAUGCACGAAUUUGUUGUUUAAUUAGAUUAGAGGUUAUAAAGUUCAAAAGUUUCAGAGUUUAGAAGUAUAUUAGAUGUAGAAUUUAAAUUUGGAGAAAAUAUUGUAGUAUUUAAUUUAAUUUAAUAAUAUUAAAUACAGGUCAUAGAAAAU